AUGGUAGAUGAUUCAGCCUUGGCCGCUGCGGCGGCCAUUGUGCAGUCGUUUGCCGCCGACGGAAGCACCCCCAUGUCUCUUCCCUUCCGGAAGGACACGACGAGAAUCGAGCUGCCCGGUCGCGACACACCCGCCAAGCGCAGCCUCGAGCUCGAACUCGCCAAACUCGCCCAGAGGAUCGACAAGCUUGAGAACCGCGCCCACUCGGCUCCCACAGCCUUUCCAGAGACCCCCAACGAGGUCAACGACUCUCUCUUCGGAGAUGACCCGACUGGCACGUUCCCCUCCCUCGGCGGCCGAGUUGUGUCGCGGCCCCAGUUGCAACGAGAAGGUACACAGGCUGAUUCUGGGAGUGCAGGCAGCCCGCUGACUGACGAAGCUCUCGAGAGCCUCCAAGAGAAGGUACUCGACCAGGAGAAGGGUAUUUCCAGCGCCAGGGAAGAGAUCACCAGCGUCAGCGCCCAGCUGCUCGAACAGAAGGAACUGCAAGAGCAGGCGUUCUCUAGGAUCGAGCAGGACCGCGUCGCUAGGCUCGAGCGCGAACUAUGGAAACACCAAAAGGCCAACGAGGCCUUCCAGAAGGCUCUCCGAGAAAUCGGCGAGAUUGUCACUGCCGUUGCUCGCGGUGACCUCUCCAAGAAGGUCCGCAUGAACUCUGUCGAGAUGGACCCCGAAAUUACGACCUUCAAGAGGACGAUCAACACCAUGAUGGACCAGCUCCAAGUCUUCUCCAGCGAAGUGUCUCGCGUCGCCCGUGAAGUCGGCACCGAAGGUCUGCUCGGUGGCCAGGCCCGCAUCGAGGGUGUCGACGGCACCUGGAAGGAGCUUACAGACAAUGUCAACGUUAUGGCCCAGAACCUUACCGACCAAGUGCGCGAAAUCGCGUCUGUCACUACAGCCGUCGCCUAUGGUGACCUAACCAAGAAGAUUGAACGUCCCGCGCGUGGAGAGAUCUUGCAGUUGCAACAAACCAUCAACACCAUGGUGGACCAGCUGCGAACCUUUGCCUCAGAGGUCACGCGUGUCGCUCGCGAUGUCGGAACGGAGGGUAUGCUGGGUGGCCAGGCUGAUGUUGAAGGCGUCAAGGGCAUGUGGAACGAACUCACGGUCAACGUCAACGCCAUGGCGAACAAUCUCACGACGCAAGUGCGAGACAUCAUUGAAGUCACGACGGCUGUAGCCAAGGGUGAUCUCACGCAAAAGGUUCAGGCCGACUGCAGGGGUGAAAUCUUUGAGCUCAAAUCCACAAUCAACUCCAUGGUCGACCAACUGCAGCAGUUUGCUCGCGAGGUCACCAAGAUCGCGAGAGAGGUCGGCACCGAAGGACGACUGGGUGGACAGGCUACUGUGCACGAUGUUGAGGGCACCUGGAAGGAUCUCACCGAGAACGUCAACGGCAUGGCCAUGAACCUGACAACUCAGGUGCGAGAGAUCGCCAGAAUCACGACAGCCGUCGCCAAGGGCGAUCUUACCAAGAAGAUCGGCGUGCCUGCUCAGGGUGAGAUCCUUGAUCUCAAGAACACAAUCAACACCAUGGUGGACCGCCUCGGCACCUUUGCCUUCGAGGUCAGCAAGGUCGCUCGUGAGGUCGGCACAGAUGGUACGCUCGGUGGACAGGCGCAGGUCAACAACGUCGAGGGUAAAUGGAAGGACCUCACAGAGAACGUCAACACGAUGGCGUCCAACCUGACAUUACAGGUCCGAGGUAUUUCUACCGUCACACAGGCUAUCGCGAAUGGCAGGAUGAGUCAAAAGAUUGAAGUCGAGGCUUCGGGAGAGUUCCUGGUCCUCAAGGAGACGAUCAACAACAUGGUUGAUCGUCUUUCCAAUUUCUGCAACGAAGUUCAACGAGUCGCUCGAGAUGUCGGUGUCGACGGCAAGAUGGGAGCCCAAGCCGACGUGGCUGGACUCAACGGUCGCUGGAAGGAGAUCACUUCGGACGUCAACACCAUGGCUAGCAACUUGACUACACAAGUGCGAGCCUUCUCCGACAUUACGAACCUUGCUACCGACGGUGAUUUCACAAAACUAGUCGAAGUUGAGGCGUCUGGUGAAAUGGACGAGCUCAAGCGCAAGAUUAACCAGAUGGUGUCCAACUUGCGAGACAGUAUUCAAAGAAACACCCAGGCAAGGGAAGCUGCAGAGCUCGCCAACAAGACAAAGUCGGAGUUCCUCGCCAACAUGUCGCACGAGAUUCGAACGCCCAUGAACGGCAUCAUCGGCAUGACCCAGCUGACCUUGGACACUGACCUGACGCAAUACCAGCGUGAGAUGCUGAAUAUCGUCAACAGUUUGGCUAAUAGUUUGUUGACUAUUAUCGACGACAUUUUGGAUCUGUCCAAGAUCGAGGCGAGGAGGAUGGUCAUUGAAGAGAUUCCCUACACACUCCGCGGCACUGUCUUCAACGCCCUGAAGACCCUAGCAGUGAAGGCCAACGAAAAGUACUUGGACCUCACGUACAAGGUCGACAGCUCCGUUCCGGAUUAUGUUAUUGGCGAUUCUUUCCGUCUGCGACAGAUCAUUCUCAACCUAGUCGGAAACGCGAUCAAAUUCACCGAGCAUGGUGAAGUCAGCCUUACGAUCAAGAAGGCCGAUGAGCUCAAGUUUCCCUGCGGCCCCAACCAGUACGCAAUCGAGUUUGUUGUGACGGACACCGGUAUUGGUAUUGCCGCCGACAAGUUAGAUCUCAUCUUCGACACCUUCCAGCAAGCCGACGGAUCGAUGACCCGCAAGUUCGGUGGCACCGGACUUGGCCUGUCCAUCUCCAAGCGGCUGGUUAAGCUCAUGGGUGGUGAUCUGUGGGUGAAGAGCAAUCACGGCAAAGGCAGCGCAUUCCACUUUACCUGCAAGGUUCGCCUGUGCGACGUUGGUUUCGAGUCGAUCGAGAAGCAGAUCAAGCCGUACAAGGGCCACCAAGUCCUUUUCGUGGAUAAGACGCAGACGGCUUACGGUAUGGAAAUUCGCGACAUGCUUGGCGCCAUUGGUCUCAUUCCCGUUGUUGUCGAUUCCGAGAAGAGCCCCUCCCUGGACAGGGUCCGCGGCAUGGCCGCCGCGUCCAUGCCUUACGACGUCAUCAUUGUCGACUCCAUCGACACAGCGAGGAGACUCCGCUCGGUGGACGACUUCAAGUAUCUCCCCAUCGUUCUCUUGGCCCCCAUCGUCAAUGUCAGGAUGAAGGCUUGCUUGGACCUUGGCAUUACAUCCUACAUGACAACGCCUUGCAAAGCUGUCGACCUUGGCAACGGAAUGAUCCCGGCUCUUGAAAACCGUGCCACGCCUUCGUUGGCAGACAACACCAAGUCGUUUGAGAUUUUGCUGGCGGAAGACAACCGAGUCAACCAGCGUCUGGCCGUCAAGAUCCUCGAGAAGUACCACCACGUUGUCACGGUCGUUGGUAACGGCCACGAGGCUGUCGAAGCCAUCAAGCGAAAGAGGUUCGACGUCAUCCUCAUGGACGUGCAGAUGCCCAUCAUGGGAGGUUUCGAGGCCACUGGCAAGAUCAGAGACUACGAGCGCGAGGCCGGCUCCCACCGAACGCCUAUUAUUGCCCUCACGGCACACGCCAUGAUGGGUGAUCGUGAGAAGUGCAUCCAGGCUCAGAUGGACGAGUACCUGUCGAAGCCGCUUCAACAGAACCACCUUAUCCAGACGAUUCUCAAAUGCGCAACCCUCGGUGGGCAGCUCCUCGAGAAGAACCGCGAGCGAGACCAGCCGCACAAGAAGGAGGACGGCGACAAGAAGACGGAUGAUUCUGGCUCAAGCCUCCGGCCUUCGCUGGAGACCCGUGCUUUCACGUCUAGGGACCCGCUGGUAGGACAGGGUCUCGACAGCCCGGCCCUGGUGACUGCGGAUCAGGAGGAUCCCAUCUCGAGAUUUCACUCGAUGAGGUCUCACAGCACCUAG
Verticillium nonalfalfae is the source of this 3903-nucleotide messenger RNA. RefSeq names its product histidine kinase osmosensor (gene NIK1). NCBI's taxonomy places the organism in Eukaryota, Fungi, Ascomycota, Sordariomycetes, Glomerellales, Plectosphaerellaceae. The transcript is spliced from 6 exons. Gene Ontology annotation, cellular component: membrane. Gene Ontology annotation, biological process: cellular hyperosmotic response; phosphorylation; phosphorelay signal transduction system. The coding region runs from base 1 to 3903 and encodes 1300 amino acids. Gene Ontology annotation, molecular function: phosphorelay sensor kinase activity. The record is from RefSeq and is a predicted model, not a curated record.